GUUGUAUUUCUUGCUUAGUUCGGCCCGGUUGCCUUGCUCACUCACUGUCGCCGCUAACCACUGCUUCCUCUGCUCCGCACCCAAAUCUCAGAUCGAGCCCCGCAAGUCAACCGCCGAUGGCCGCCUCCACCGGCAGCCGCCGCUUCAAGAUCUUCGCGGCCGCCGACGGCUUCGGGGAGCCGCUCAAGGACGCCGUCGUCGCGCACCUCCGCGCCCACUCCUCCGUCGCCGACGUCGUCGACCUCGGCGUCGACAAGUACUACUCCGCGGCCGCCGCCGUCGCCCGCAGCGUCUCCUCCUCGGUCCCCGACCCCGCGCUCGAGCCCCGCGGCGUCGUCGUCUGCGGCACCGGCGCCGGCGUCACCAUCUUCGCCAACAAGUACCCCGGCGUGUACGCCACCCACUGCAGCUCCGCCGCCGACGCCGUCAACACCCGCUCCAUCAACGCCUGCAACGUCCUCGCCCUCUCCGGCAUGGCCACCCCGCCGGAGGCCGCCGCGGUCAUCGCCGACGCCUGGCUCGCCACCCCCUUCCGCGCCCCCUGCCCCGCGUCCGGCGACGCCCCUUGGCCGGAGGACAUUCAGAAGUUCUUUGACGUUGCCCCCGGCGAGAUGGCCUCCAUCCCCGAGGGAUUGGCGGCCCCUCCUGCGCCGGACUCCGCCUGCGCCAUCUGCUGCCUGAGGAAGGGGAUGGAGUUCGAGCCGGUGGACAUCAUGCCCGGCGGCGAGAUGCGGAUUGUGCGGGAGAGCCCCACUUCGGCCUACGUGCGGUUCAAAGCUGGAAGCGUGGAGCCGGCCCACCACCACACCUUCGGCCACGACCUGGUGGUGAUCAAGGGCAAGAAGAAGGUGUGGAACUUGACCAAGAAGGAGAGCUAUGGCCUCGUCGACGGGGACUUCCUGUUCACGCCUGCUGGGGACGUGCACCGUGUCAAGUACUUGGAGGACACGGAGUUCUUCAUCCGCUGGGAUGGGCACUGGGACAUAUUCCUCGAUGAAGACCUCGAGACCGCACACAAUGCCAUCGAUGCAGAGCUCGGUGUGAUCGACAGUGACAAGUGAGGAGGGCAUGGUGAUGCGCCUGGAUGAGUUAUCUUGAGGAGACAUGUGAAGGUGCUAUCUCGUUGUUCCACCUUUUCUCCAUGUUCACUUCUACAAUGUUUGUUGCUUGUGCUGUGCCUAUACUGGUGCUGGUGACAUGUUUUCAAAUAUGUAUGUUGCUGGACGAUUUGCCAUGCUUGUCGAAUAAAGUGGUGAUAAUGGUAGUAAUGCUACCUUGUUAUGGUUGCACAAUCCAAGUUUUGCUUAAUAAAAUGCAGAUGCAAUGGUGUCUAGAUUUUAUUCA
Molecule: messenger RNA, 1344 nt
Organism: Triticum aestivum (bread wheat)
Lineage: Eukaryota; Viridiplantae; Streptophyta; Magnoliopsida; Poales; Poaceae
Product: DNA damage-repair/toleration protein DRT102
Exons: 1
Coding region: 117-1061 (314 amino acids)
Biological process (GO): carbohydrate metabolic process
Molecular function (GO): isomerase activity
Source: RefSeq, a predicted model, not a curated record